UAUUAAAUACUUGGAGGCAAGUCGCAGAGGGGCAUGCUAGUUACGAUAACACAGAUCAGAUCGCAAUUCGCCAGAUUUGUACGAAUAUGACUCAGUGGGUUUCCGUACUAAAUUAUUAUUUCUCGCAACAAGGAGGAUUCUAGUCUCACACUCAUUGAUGAUUGAGUGAGUCAGCACUGGCAUUGCUGUCGUUGUCAGGCAUGGAUAAAGAUGUGUAGAACUAGUGUAUUUCAAACGAUUAAAAUUACAUAUUAUUAAUGUUAGAUCUAGAAUUUAGAUCUUUUUUUUUUCUAGGCUUACCCUAGAAUAUUUCUGAAAAUGACUUCUAUUUUAAUCAAACCAGAGUUAGCCUCACAAGGCUUACGUCCAUCAGAUGGUGUCCGAGAUAUGAUUUUGAUUAGUGACAUUGAUGAAAAUGGAAUAAAUACUAACCUUAAAGUUCGCUAUAAGAAGGAGCUUAUUUAUACAUUCACAGGCUCUAUUUUAGUAGCUGUAAACCCUUACAAAGAACUGAAAUGUUAUGAACCAAAGGAUAUUAGUAGUUACAGUGGACAGAAACUGAGCCAGGUGGAGCCACAUGUGUUUGCUAUAGCAGAAGCUGCCUAUCAAAGUCUGUUUAGCUCCAGUAUCAACCAAAGCUGUAUAAUCAGUGGAGAGAGUGGGGCUGGCAAGACAGAAACCACCAAGUUCAUUCUUCAGUACCUCUGUUCUGUUACUAACCAUACAUCCUUUUGGACAGAACAACAAAUUUUAGAGGCCAACACAGUCUUAGAAGCUUUUGGUAACGCUAAGACAGUUCGCAAUGACAACUCUAGUCGUUUUGGGAAAUUUAUGCAAGUCUGUUUCUCCGGGACUCAAAUCAAAGGCUGCAUUGUGCAAGACUAUCUCUUGGAGCAGUCCAGGAUUACUUUCCAGAGUGGGCAGGAAAGAAACUAUCACGUAUUUUAUCAGCUUUUAGCGGCUUCUCAAGCCUGCCCUCAUUUAGCAGAGACCUACAUGCUGUGUCCACCCCAGACUUAUGCCUAUCUCAACCAGAGCGGUUGCUAUAGUCUGGACGGUGUCAACGACUCUGCCAUGUUUGACAGCUUGCGGCUGGCCAUGAACGUGCUGGGCAUCACAGAGGAGAUGUCGCAUGGUCUGUUUUCUGUUCUUUCGGCUGUGCUUCUCUUGGGCAACCUGCACUUCCAGGGGCCUGAUGGAGACAAGGAGAAGAGUGAAUUCUCAGACAGCGAUAAAGUGUUAGUAGAGCAAAUUUGUACUCUGCUAGGAUUUGAUGUGCAAAGUUUCCAGGAUAUUGCCUUGUUCCGACAGAUUCAAGUUCGAGGGACUAUUACCAGCAUUCCAUUUAAACUUCAGGAGGCCAUAGAGAACCGUCAUGCCAUGGCUAAGGCCUUGUACUCGAGGACCUUCGCCUGGCUAGUAGACGCCAUCAACAAGUGUACCAACCCAGGCGCGCACGAGAAAUAUUUUAUCGGCAUUUUGGAUAUAUUUGGAUUCGAAAAUUUCCAGAAAAACAGUUUUGAACAGCUUUGUAUAAACUUUACCAAUGAAAAACUUCACAGAUUCUUCAAUCAUUAUGUGUUUGCCCUGGAACAAGAAACUUACAGGGAGGAAGAGAUUGAGUUUUCACACAUCACAUUCACAGACAACACUAGAUGUGUGGAGCUGAUAGAGAAACCACCCAAAUGUGUGCUGAAAAUGCUGGAUGAGGAAUGUAGAUUUCCACAGGGUACUGACAAGUCUUACAUAAUCAAACAGCAUCAGGAGCUGGAGGACCAUGAGUCUUACAUCAAGGGAGAUCGCAGGAACUGGGAGACAGAGUUUGGCAUUCAGCACUAUGCAGGUGUUGUGGUCUAUAAUGUCCAGGGAUUUUUGGACAAAAACAAGGAUACACAGCAGGACCAACUGUUUGACCUCAUGCAUGGAUCUAAAAAUACCUUUGUGGAAGAUCUGACCAGAUUUCAGGAUCUCCUUGGUGUUAGACUAGAAAUCUUGCAAGGGAGACAAACAAUAUCUCGUACUGCCAGAAGUAAGCCAACAGUUGGGGAUACAUUCAAACACCAGCUGAAUGCUUUAGUAGAUGUGCUGGAUCUAACCAAUCCUUGGUAUGUACGAUGUUUGAAACCUAAUUCUGGUAAGCGUCCCAAUGAUUAUCAAGAGAAGGAAGUUCUUCAACAGCUGCGCUACUCAGGAAUGCUGGACAUCAUACGUAUCAAACGAGAGGGCUACCCUGUGCAUGUUCCUGUGGACAAUUUUCUCAGCAAGUAUGGAAUACUUCUUGACACAAAACUGCUCCAUGAGAGCUCAGGUCAUUCAGUGAAAACCAUUCUUACUUCCCUUAAGUUACCCAAAACAGACUGGCAGGUUGGCAAAACCAAAGUGUUUAUGAAAAACAGUGUGUUUGAGCCCUUAGAAGAACAGAGGCAGAGCUUAUUAAAAAGAAAGGCAAUAUACAUUCAGAAAAUGUGGCGUGGAUUUGUUUGUUGGAGAGACUACAACAGAAAAAAACAAGCAGUCCUUAUUUUGCAAGACAGUUUUCGAUCUUUCAGACUUCGUUUGGAUUUCUUACGUAAGAGAAGAGCUGCCAUAACUCUGCAGGCUUGUUACAGGGGAAGACUGGCUCGUAAGCUGGCUCGAGAAAUACGAGUUCGCAAGCAGCAAGAAGAAGAGAGAAAGAGGCUGGAGGAAAUAGAGAAAGAGAGACAGAACAGAGAAAAAGAAUCAGAGGAUCAGCUUGCCAUUGACGAAGCACUCAGGAAAAUGAAAAAGAGACAAUCUUGGCAGAUAAUCUUGAGACAAUCCCAGCUUGAACUGGAGUCACUGACACACCUGAUUGAGUCUAUGUGGACUCACUGUCAACCUGCUGUCACUGCUUCCAAUCUUGACCUCGAUGUCAUGUUUGAUUUCUUGAAAGAAGAGCGUCAUGAAAUCAAAGGAGUGGGCGCUGCUAAGGAGGCAGAGCUGAAGAAGAUUAAUGAGGAGUUCAGUUCCUUGGAUCAUCUCUGGAAAGAAGCUGAGAAAGAAUUUAAGGCUAAUCAUGAGCAGGAGAUUGAGCAAGCUCUGAGAGCUGUGGAUAAGACCAUUGAAGAAUUUGACAGUUCUGGCUCUGAUUCAAGGCCGACUUCAGAACUUAUGAAUUUGGGACAGGCUCCACCCCCUCCUCCCCCACCACCACCAGGGUUGCAGGCGCCAAAUACUAUCCCCCCACCCCCACCACCACCUGGCUCAGUGUCAGGACCCCCUCCUCCCCCACCACCUCCGCCACCACCGCCCCCUUCAUCAGAGAAAAUGGACAGAACCGUUGAACUUCCAACACCUUUGACACCACCCCCUGGGGUCAGCCAAGCUACAGCUUUUAUUUCUUCUUAUAUAACCAUGCCGCCUCCAUCACUCAGGGAUAAAGGGACUGUACCACCCCCUCCACCUCCUCGGAUAUCAUCUGCCACUACCGGAGAUAUCCCCCCUCCUCCACCCCUCUCUGAUCUUUCCAACUUGCCAAAUGGAGAUCCACUACCUCCUCCUCCUGCUGAAGAAAACCCUUAUGCUGAGCUUAAAGAAGUCCAUCAAAGCAUUCAUGACACUUUGGUCAAUGGAGGCUUUCAGACCCCAGGACCAACUCCGCCUGCAGUGCCACCCAUACCACGCAGCUUCCCACCAUCUGUGCCCAGCACGCCUCGCUCCAGCAUGGCUCUCAGGAUAAGUGCUUCCCAUGAACUCAACCUUCCUCGCAAAGAUGCUGAGCUAGGUCAGCUGUCCCCAACCACCAAGGAGAGACUCAGUUUCUUGAUGUCUCACCCAUCUUUAGAAGUGUUGAGCCCACACUCUGAGUCUUCCCCUCUCCAAGAAAGUAUUCCAGAACCUGAUGCCCUCUAUGACAUAUUGGAGUAUGCAGAAAAAUAUUUCAAUGAUCACGAGAGAGAUUUUGGUGGCAUUCUAUUAAAAAGUAUAAAAAAACGAGCCAAACAGUCCUCAUUUAGUGAAAAUGUAACCAAAGAAGAAAUGUUACGUUACUGUAAAAGUGGUCUGAUCCCUACAUCACAUCUACAUCUCCAUGAUGCAGAAAACAUCCAUCAGGCUUGCAAUAUUUUCAGGGAAAUAACAAGAUACAUGAGAGAUGAAGCUAAAGAUGAAGCAGCCAUAAGCAUUAUCCAGAUGGUGAUAAAGACUGGCAUAGACAGGAUAGAGUUGAGGGAUGAGAUCCUGAUUCAGUUGCUGAGACAGACCAAUGACAAUCCUGAGCCUGAGGCAUUGAAGCAAGCUUGGAUACUGAUGUGUCUGUGUACUGCAGCAUUCUCUCCCAGCAAGAACUUGCAUAAGUAUCUCCUGUCUUAUGUGAAGCGUUGUUGUUCUGACCCUGUGGGAGGAAGAUAUGCCAUGACCUGUUAUAAACAGCUGACUGUGCCUCGUGCUACCACUCGCAAACUGCCACCCUCCACUGUGGAGAUAUUAAGUGUACAUAACCUAAGUCCUAUAGUUUGUAAAGUUUUCUUUAUGGAUGGCAAGACUAAAGCAGUCAGCCUAAACUCAGUGGACACUACACAGGAUGUUCUAAUCAAAGUGGCCAAAAGAAUUGGCCUUCAGUCUGUGGAAGGCUGGGCGCUGUAUGAGGCAAAUAAAGACACAGAGAGAUUUAUUCGCAGUUAUGAAUACAUUGCUGAUAUUCUAGCUCAAUGGGAAGGUGCUGAUCACCUGUCCAUACAGCCCACAAAGUAUGAGACUGUCUCAAGGAAAGGUCCUAAACUUGCACUGGGGGGAUCCGACAGCAAAUUGUUGUUUAGAAAACGUGUUUACAGACAUGUUCAUGACAUUCCUAAUGAUCCAAUUGAAUAUCAUCUGCUGUAUGCUGAAGCUGUGCACAAAGUUGUCAAGUUUGACGAGUACAGCGUCUCUGACAAGGUGGGUCUUCAACUGGCAGGUCUGCAGGCUCAGGUCAUCUGGGGUCGCUAUGAGCCUAACAAAGAAUUCAGAUACAGUGAGGCUGACCAGUACCUUUGUAAGAGAAUUCUGGCCUCAUCUGGAAGAAACUGGUCCCAGGAAGUUGCUAAAGCACACAUGCAUUAUGGGGGAGAUAAGAGUGAUUUAGAGGCUAAAGUCUGGUACUUAACCUGUGUCAAACAGUUUGCGCUCUACGGUUGCACACUAUUUCCCAUCAUGCAUAAAGGCAUGUGGUCUCACACGAGUGAGUCCCUCCUGGCCAUCAAUAUGGAUGGUGUGAAGUUUGUACGAUCUAAAGACAAGUCUGUGAUUCAUGACUUCAAGUAUUCUGACAUUGAGUCCAUCCAGAUUGACUCCAAUGAGAACUAUAUCACUCUUGAGCUCUACAACUCUGCCCAGUCAGGCAUUGCCCAGAAGACAUUUGUUUUUGAGACAAGCCAAAAAGAGGACGUGGGUCAUUUGAUAGCUUCCUACUCACCCACACAUGCUUCCUGGAUGAAGUCAGAUAAUGACAGCAUGAAGAAGCAAAUGAAGAUGUCAGACGAGGAUAAACUGAAGCUUUAUGAAGAAUUAGUCCGGUGUAGGAAAGCUCUUUCAGAAACUAGACUGUUGCAGAGACCAGCACAAGACUUUGGUUCUGGCUUUUUAAGAAAUACUUUGAGAAGGUUGACCAAAUCUAAACUGGACAAACUGAGAAGUUUGUCUAGUAGUGAUGCAAGUACAAACUUUGGUCUAGACUUUUGGUCCUACACCAAGACUGUGAUCAAACAAAGUUUGACUAUCAUCCAUGAUCCCAGCUUGGAGGAAUCUGCAGUCAAAAUGUUUAAUCAAAUUUUGAUUUAUGCUGGCAUAGAAGAAGCUGAAAAUACCAAUGAGGCUGAAAAAAGCAACAUGGUUCAACAACUGAUGCAGAAAUGUUUGGAAAGUGAUUUCAUCUGCAAUGAGUUCUACAUGCAACUUGUGAAACAGACCACUGAUCAUCCAGAUAAGAAAUAUAACCUCAAGCCAGAUCCAAACAGUACUGUAAAUUGCCGCAGUUGGCAGCUGAUGGCUGUGACCACUAGUACUCUGGCUCCUGCCAACAUGAGAGUCCACAAGUAUGUUCAAUGUCACCUGAAGAAGUGCUCUAUGGAUACUACAACAGAAGAAGGAAAGUAUGCCAGGUUCUCAUUGAAGUGCCUAAACAGAACUGCUGAAAAGAAACGCAGAAAAUUUGCACCGUCACUUAAAGAAAUUCAUGCAGUCAUACAAAGGAAACCAAUCACCCAGAAGGUUUUCUUCCUCAAUGGGGAACAAAGAAUUAUUGAAUUUGAUUCAGCAGGAACAUGUGGGGAGGUAAUCAAAACUGUCAAAACUAAAAUAGGAAUGAGAUCAGACGCUGAAUGUUUUGCCAUCUAUGAGAUGAUGGGCACGUCAGAGCGUGCCAUGACAAGUGAUGAAAGAUUAUCAGACACUGUCAGCAAGUGGGAGAGACUGUCUCGCAGUGGUGCUAUUCGUGAUCUGAAGCUGGUUUUUAAGAAACAUUUGUUUAUUGAUCCCUACAUCAACACCAGUGAUCCAGUAGAAUGUGAUCUUCUGUUCAAUCAACUGAUUGAAGAUGUGUUUGAACAAAGAAUACCAAUAAGUCACAAAGAAGCUGUUCACCUGUGUGCACUUAAAGUUCAAUCUGAAAUAGAAGAUAUGAAGUCAGGAGAUAUUGAUUACACGUCUGUGAUGCGUAUCCUGCCUAGAGAUAUGCGCUGUACAGUUCGGCCAGAGGAAGUGGCCACAACGCACAAAACUGUUCUAGAUAUUAGUCCACAUCAGGCAAUUCUUUCCUUUAUUAACUUGCUGAAAAACUGGUCUUUAUUUGGAGCAACUGUUUUUGAAGUUUCUCAAACCUAUACAUCAACACUGCCUAAAGUAUUACUCUUAGGUGUGCAUCAGAGAGGAAUAUACCUUCUAGAAGUCUCCUCUUUUAGCAUCCUUUCCUCCUUCACGUACUCAGAAAUUGUUCAUGCAAGUCCAGCCAUUAAAAGUAUUAUGAUAGUUAUAGGGAACAUGGCUAAAGGAAUCAAGUUUAUGUUCAACACUAAUCAAGCACAUCAGAUUUCUCAGUUGAUUAAAGACUACAUGGAUGAGUUGCAGGCUCGCUACAUGUUCACACCUCCAGAAAAUGCCAGCAGAAUCUCCAGAGUGUAUGGAUUGGAUGACCUUGAGAGGCAGAAUGCUUUCAUCCAAGCAAUAGAAAUAGACUGAUGAAAGAUGAUGUAGAAAUAGAGCAACACUCUACUAUUGGUCAAUGGCUUCAAAACUUGACCUACUCUACAUGAUGUUAAUGUGACCUAACUAACUGGAUUGGAUUGUCUUCAUUCAAUGGAAAGUCAAUACAUAUUUUUUUUUACUAUGCUACAAAAAGAAAGCAUAAUCAUUUUUUUUGGUCACUAUUUAUUUGUUUUGUUUUUGUCCAGUGGAUGAAUUUAAGUCUCAAAGCCACAUCAAUUUUAGACUUUUUUUUUACUGAGUAAAUCAUUUAAUCCUCUGGUUAUUUUCUAAAAUUUCAGGGAUGACAAAGUCAAAACAAUCAUUUGUCAAUGAAUAUAAUGUACAAAGUAUGAAGUGGAAUUUGUCCAUUUUGAUAAAUGUAUGGGAUGAUGUCUUGAUGUUAUUUUAUGCUGUAAUUAUACAUAAUGCUUCAAACUGCAUUUGGACUUUUGAUAAAUAUUAUAUAGUAUGUUUUACACAUAAACCUGUAUAUUUUUUAAUCAUUAUUGAACAAGUUGACAAGGGAACAAAACAUGACCUAUAUAUUUAUAUAUAUUGCAUGUCAAGUAUUUAUUCAUUAGAUAUUGCUGUUGUUAAUUUGAUUGAACACUGUUCUGUAGUGUGACUGCAGAUGAAGUGUUCUUACUUUUGUAUGUUUGAUGUUGAGGCACAUUUUCCUCUGUCUCCCUUCCCAUGAUGUUAAAUCACCCUCCGUGGCUGUGAGCAUGUUUGAUGUUGUACAGUGAUUUCACUAAGGAAUGCAGCAUAAUAACCACCCCAUUGUUGUGGCUGAGUUCUUCCAACAUUCACAGGCCCACAGAAUGCAACAUAAUAACCACCCCAUUGUUGUGGCUGAGUUCUUCCAACAUUCACAGGCCCACAGAAUGCAACAUAAUAACCACCCCAUUGUUGUGGCUGAGUUCUUCUAACAUUCACAGGCCCACAGAAUGCAACAUAAUAACAACAGUUGUUCAUGCUUUUUGUUUUCUUACAUUCACUGGCCCCCAUAGAUCUUUUUUUUUUUCAUGUGUUUUUUUUUUUAUUAAAGUUGUACACUUUGAUGUUAUAAUUAUUUAAAAAAAAAAAAAUUACCAUGACAACCAAAUAAUUUUGUUUGUUGAUAGACAUUAUUUGAAAGACAACAGUAAGUCUUCUAGCUUGAGUUAUGUUUGAUUGAACUUGAUAUUAUUUUAUACCAGAGCAAUGAAAGCAUUAUCUCAAGAUUUACUUCAAAAUGUAGAGAAACAUUGUGUAGCUUACCAGUUUUUCUGAGAUUCAAGUUUGUGAGACAUUUUAUCUCUCUGUCUGUUUAUCUAGGACAUGUUGUUUCUAAGCGACAUUAAGUACACAUUUAAUCUACAGUAAUAAAUGUUCUACUGACAUACAAGAUUCCUCUAUAGGUCAAUCACUGUGAUAUGUUUGAAUGUUUGUACACCCAGUAUCACAGGAUUCUGAAAUAUGUACAUUAAAUGUUACAGUUCAGGACUCAUGUCCUACAGGACAGAUGAAGUUGAGUGAUCAAAGGACAAGUGUCCUUCAUGUUCACUAGACUGAUGUCAUGUAUCUUUAAGUGCAGAGUUCACUGUCCCUUUGAAGAGUGUCUACAUGUGUUUGAUUUGAUGUUGACAUGUACUUACUGUCUUCUCUGAAUGUUCAGUGUUAGAAUACAUCUUUGAUCACCAAGUCACUUCCCACGUUCCAUGUAUGUGUGAAUAGUUUCUCUUUGAGUUUGUGACAUUGUUGAAGAAAUUCUAGUCUUGUGACUGUCCAUAUUGCUGCCCUCCAUGCAGUGUAAUGUAGUUAGACUUCUGUUUCCCUUAGUUUAUGUGCACAUUUUUACGCACAUUGUAAGUCAACAAAUGUCUUUCUUUUCGACUUGUUUUUGGUGGUUGUAGAUCUGAUGUGUAAUUGAACCCAAGGAAGAUUCUACCUGAAAAUUGGGCUGCCAACAUUUUAUGUAGCAGAUCAUGUUUCAGGCUUUCUAGGGUUCAUUUAGUUGUCAUUUUAUGGAUGGAAGAAAAACAAAGCCACACCAUUUCUUUAAAAUAUAGUCUCAAGUGUUUAUGUUGACAAUGUUAAGUGCAAACUUUGAAUGUAGUUCUGUGUAUAUACAUUGUAACUGUGCAAACAGUAUUGUAGUAAAUAACUGUAUAAGGCUUUUUGUAAGAAGCAUUUACACUCAUUUAGCAUUAUUUUCUUAUUGACAAUAUACUGACUCAUAUAUCCAGCAGCUUUCACUUUUUCAGAAAGCUGCUGUUUUAUUUUGUUUCUGUACUUUGAUGAUGUUUUGUUUGUUUUGCAUUUUUUUACCUGUUUUUUUGUUACAAAUACUUCUUUCCUUUAUCUAAAAAACAUUUCAAAACCAUUAUUAAUGGAUCAAUAAGGGGAAGUAACUUCUAUGACAUUGUAGCGUCUGUUUCCUGAAUUGUUUAUGCCAAAACAUUUAGUACUGAGCUGUACAGUUUAUACUGAAGUGUUGACCUUUUUUUUUUAAAUUUGAUAUGAAUCAUUAAUGAAUGGAUCACAGAAUUCUCAACUAAAUGUAUUUCUUAACCCAUGCCUGUAUCUUAUUAUAAAAAAAAACCCACAACAGUCCAGGAUUUUGUAUUUUCUUUAUUCUUGAUUUUGUAAUUUAAAGUUACUUUAAAAGUAUUUUGUUUGUGCAGUAAUGUUUAAAUUUUUCUGAGCCUGUAAACUUUGAUUCAUUUUGUCAAUUAUUUUUUUUUAUUAAAGUUAAGGAUUUGUUUAAAUCAAACUAUAAUGAAAGUUUGUUAUUGACAAGCUGAAUUUAGAAAUCUUUUUAACAUCAAGGAAAUCUUCUAGAUGUUAUUAAGUAGUUAAUAUUCAGUUUUGAUUCUCUGUAUUGUUUUAUUUCUUAAAUGACAACAGGCAUCAGUCAAGAAUUAUUUGUUUUACAAUCUAUUUCUCCUGAUCUGAACACAUAAUGCUCUGAGUUUAUGUCUCAUUAUAUUUUUUGUGCCGUUUCUAAAACUUUAUCAUUAAUUUGACUGUCACAUUUUGUAAGGACAUGAUAAAGACAUAUCUAGUGAAAUGAUUGUAAAGAAUUUUGUUUCAAUAACAUACAAUCUAGAACAACAUUUCUUAACCUGCAUAGUUAGAGGAUUGAAUAUUUCCUGUAAGGUCUGGGAACAAAAUAUAUGACUAUAGAGUGUUCCAAAAGAAGACAGUUGAAAUUGACCCCAUUGUUUAUAAGUGGUCAGAAGAUUUUAAUAGGUUGGGCACCUCUGGUCCAUGCAGCUAUUACCACAGUGUAAUAAUGAAAUGAUUAGCUCAACAUUGCUGCUGAGAUGGCAUUAUUGGACCUACUGGUAGUGUGGGAAGAUUGUUUUGACUGCACAAACUUUGCUAUGUACAUAUCUCAUAGCUCCACUUUUUAUUUAUUAUGGCACUGACCUGUACCGAAGUGAUAUACUUGAGGGCGCCUAGAUGUUUGCAUAUUGACAUGUAGAUUUUUUUUUAUUUGUUGUAUAAUUCUAGGGUCAUUCAUCUAUUCAUGUCAGUAAUGAUGAUGGAAUUAUCCUUAGAAAGCAGUCAAACCAAAGGUUGCUGCAUUGGUAGUCAUUGACAUGAACUUAGCACAAAUAAGAUUCUGAAUCCUAAGUUUCUUUGUUGUCUUACUGGACUGUGCCAAAUCCAUUGUAUGUCAUUGUUGCAAUCAUACCAUUUGUGUUCCCCCCCAUGAUUGUGUAUCUCUAGUUAUUACUGUAACUCCAUGAGUCUCAGAUGACAUUUGAAUGUAAACCAAGCUCAAUCCAAAGAGUGUCACAAAACUGUUGGUGCUUUCAUCUUCAUGUCUAUAUUUCAUCAGUCACCUGCCACUAAUGUACUGCAGUGGAUUGGUCAUAGUACAAAUGAUGGACCUUGUGUUCUUACUCAACUUGCUAAGGCAGCCUGCUAGUUUCUUCAUACAUAUUCAGUUAGACUCCAUUCUGUGUUGAAUGAUAUGUUCGUUGUUUUCAGUGCAAGAAACACACUUGUACUAGUGCAGCUUUCAUCUGAGUCUAGUAUUACUCUUAGAGAGGAAAUAAAACAGAAACUGUUAGUCUAUUAGACAUGUGUUUAAAUGUAGAACAUGCUUUCCAUCUACAACACUAAUGUAACCAGCUUCUUUCAUUUAUUUCUAAAAGUAGCUAUCUAGCCUCCUACUACAUGUUCAACUAUGCAUGGACUUGAUCAUGUAUUAUACAAGUAUCUCUGAGGCAAGAUCUGCAAGUCAAAUACAAAUAUUUUUUUUUAACAAAACAAUGCGCAAGUAGAAAUAGUUUAAGUUCAGCUGGCAAGUCUUUUGUUUUUAUAUUCAGAAAAAAAGAUUCAAACAUUAAUCCUUGGGUUUUAAUCCUAUAGUAAUAAUAGCCAUAGACGGAUUUUGGGAGUCAGUUACACAGACCGGAUCUCAAACAAGGAAAUCCUAUGCCGAACUGGGAGUCGAACACUUAGUGAGGUUGUGACUGAGCGUCGCAUGAGGUUUGCGGGACAUGUUCUACGUCAAAAUGAAUUACGCACACCAAGAGUUGCGAUAACCUGGAAGCCAAAACGAGGAAAGCGCAAACAGGGACGUCCUCGUAUUACCUGGCGACACACCUUCAUGGAGGACCUCAGAACAGUGGACACCAGAUGGGAGGAGGCUCCAGACAUUGCCAGUGACAGAUCAUUAUGGAGACAGCUUGCCGCCCAAUGCGCCGAACGGCGCGGGAGGACCUAAGUCUAAGUAAUAGCCAUUGAGUUUCUCGUAGGUUUUCUGUUGAUGUUUUCAUUCAUGCUUUCUCUCAUUAUACAAUUCAUUUCAUGACACUUGCUAAAUGGCUGUUUCAAAAUGUGAAAGAUUCAAAUUUGACAUGUUUCCACAUUCCAAAUGUUUUGUUACUUUUUGUUCUGUUUAUAUAACCUAGGUUACACCUAUCUAUGUGACGUGUUUAUAAAUUGUCUUUUUUUUUAAAUUACAUUGCAAGCACAUUUCAUUUCAGUUGUUAAAUUAUUGACAUGUCACAUUUGAUUUUGACUGACUUCAGUUAUGACUCUCUCGUGACCUUAUUGGAACCAUGAGUUGAAACAUUUUCAAUUAUGUACUACACACAUUUGGAUUGUGUUUUUUUUAAUCCAAAGAUGAAGAACAACUUCCAUUUACUCAGUGUAUUUUUUAAAAAACUUGCUGUUUCUGAGUGCCUUUGUUUUCAAGUCUUUGAUUGCAUAGGUAAAGUUGCUUGAUCAAAACAAAUUUAAACAAAAUAACAAUUUUAUUGUUUACAUCCUAUUUUAUUGACAGCCAUUCUACACUCAACUAUACCAAAUAAAAGGAAGAAAGAGAAUUGUCCUAUUGUUUUGAACCAAACACAGAACAAAUGUUAAUAUUAUUUGGAAGGUUUCAAUAAUGAGAACAAAUUUUUAGUUUUUUUUUUAUAGUUUAAAUUUAAAGCACUCUGUUAAAGCCCAGCUUCUUCAUUUGACAAGAGAUGUCCACACAUAUUUAACAAAAAAAAAAAAAAAAAAAAUUAAAUUGAGACUAGUGUUUGUUUUAUAUAAUUUAUAUUGUAGGCUUAUAGUUUAAAGUAAUAAACUAGUAGUUAAGUGAUACUGGCUAUGUAAUUAAAAAUUUGAAUUUUUAAAAAUUAUUUUCUUUAAAUGAAACACUUUUCUUUGGUCACAGUCCAACACAUUAAUGCUGGUUGCUGUGGACCAAAUUAGUUUGUUUUUUUUAUGUUCACACACAUCAUGAUUAAGUGGACUUUUCUAGCCUGUGACCAAAGCUAAGGAACAGAUAGUUGUAUAACUUAUCUUUGAUGUCACAAUGUGCUAUGUCACCCAGUGCUUAUCUAUGCAUUAAAUGGCUUGCAUGUUUGUCUCUAUCAUUUCCCAAUGGUUCAGUUGUUAUGCUAACAAUGUACGUAUGCUUCAAAACUUGUGCAAUCAUUAAACUUAUUAUUAUUACA
This is a messenger RNA of Biomphalaria glabrata, 13127 nucleotides long. Its product is annotated as unconventional myosin heavy chain 6-like. Lineage: Eukaryota; Metazoa; Mollusca; Gastropoda; Planorbidae. The transcript has 41 exons. Gene Ontology annotation, cellular component: myosin complex; cytoplasm; actin cytoskeleton. The coding region runs from base 319 to 7173 and encodes 2284 amino acids. The record is from RefSeq and is a predicted model, not a curated record. Gene Ontology annotation, molecular function: ATP binding; actin filament binding; microfilament motor activity. Gene Ontology annotation, biological process: signal transduction; actin filament organization; vesicle transport along actin filament.